CGGCGUCUGUGCGCGCGGCCUGGCGGCGCCCGCGUGUCCCCGUUCCCCGCGGCGUGUUCGACGCGAGAGGCGCAGCCGGUGGCCUGGGUGUCUGGGUGUUGCGGCCGCUCGGGGGCUGGCUGCCCCCUAACCCUGCCGGGAUCCCCGGAGCGUGUCGGCCUUCUGAGAAGCGUGGCGAGGUCCCCGACCUGCGGCCGUUCUCAGGCGAGGGCCGAGGAGGAAGCCCGGUGCGCGGCAGGAAUGGGCGCGGGGGUGCCGCCUCCGGAUGAUACCGAGAACUGGGGUCUCUCUGUUCAGAUCAAGAUUGGGAACCCAUGCCACGCUCAUCUGCUCAACUGAGAAAGGCGUCACCAUGCCAGAUAAAGGGAAACGAGGCAAAGGCCGGCGCGCAGCCCGCGGGACCAAGCAGAAGAAGCCGGAAGUGGACAUUCUCAGCCCCGCGGCGAUGCUGAACCUCUACUACAUCGCGCACAAUGUCGCCCACUGCCUGCACAUGCGGGGCUUCCUCUGGCCGGGAGCCCCCAAGUCCAAGAAAGGGAAAAAGAAGACUUAAGGUGCCAGCGUUUCACAGCAUCUCUAUUACGGAGAACAGAACUAGGGGAAGAGAAAUGGGUAAUACAACUGUCUGUAAGCAAAGGAGACGUCACUGAAGGCAACUUGAGAUGCAGAAGCGUUUCUGUGGCAGUUAAUGAGAAAGUCACGCAUUUUUCACUUCCUUAGGCCAACGCAGCCAUGGUUAGCCACUUUGGUUUUUUGGAAGAUAAGGGAGGAAAACACAGUAAUGCCUGCACAGUGUGGUGGAAUGGAUAGAACUUUAAAGAAAUGAUAACCCUGGGUCAGAAUUAAACCUUGCUCUCGAAAGACAAUUAAUUCUAGCUUGCAGGAGUUUUCUUUUGCCAAAGGGGCUUUGUUAUUUAGAGAAGACACGGGCAAAAAGCACAGCAUUUGCUUAAUGAACAUCCCUCUCUUGGGCACUGUUUCCUUUUCCUGUCCUUUUCAGAAAAAAUAAUAAAUAUUUUGUUUCUAUAAUUUUCUUCUCAGCAGUCUGCCUCUUGCCUUAUUCUAAUUGGCCACAGACACUAGUGGAAACUAAGAUUGUCUCUACAGCUUAGACCUUGUUAGGGCCUAUAAACAAGUGAUUCAAAGGAGCCCACAGUGUUCAGUGGUUGGGGUGCAGGGAGAAGGGAACCAACCAGCCUCAUCCCUCUCUUCCUUCUAUUUCACCUGACUCUUCUUCCCCCCUUUUCUGCACUUUUACAUCUUCUGCCCAGCUUCUGCAGGCUUUCUUUUCAACUUGGCUGGUUAUGGAAUUGGUGCCAGAAAUUUGCCAUGUGAAUUCUGCUGAUAUUACAGGACCUCCCUAGCCUGGGCGGAGACACUUAAGAGAUAAAGCCGCAGAUCUUUCUCCUCUUGG
Rhinolophus ferrumequinum (greater horseshoe bat) is the source of this 1414-nucleotide messenger RNA. It is a transcript of the gene SMKR1, whose product is annotated as small lysine rich protein 1. The transcript has 2 exons. The coding region runs from base 266 to 553 and encodes 95 amino acids. Lineage: Eukaryota; Metazoa; Chordata; Mammalia; Chiroptera; Rhinolophidae. The record is from RefSeq and is a predicted model, not a curated record.